AUGGGUUGUUGUUAUAGUUGUUUUGGUAGAGGAAUUGACACAUCAAAGGCAAACGAACGAUCUCAUUUAUUAGGAGCAAGUGGUGAUGGCUCUUCAUACUCUGAAUCAUUUACAAUUAAAUUGAAUUCAAAAACCUUUCCAAAAAUACAAGAAAAAGGUUUAACAAUCUCUAAAUUAAAGAAAAGACAAACAUUAUCACAUCUGAUACAUCAGCAGCAGCAACAAUUACAAGAUCAUAAAGAAAAUUCACCGAAGGAACAAGUAAAUGAUGAAUCGACUAAAUCAUGGCAAAACUCUGAAUCAUCUUCAUCAUCAGGUUUGAUAUUAUCAGAAGGGAAAAUAACCAAUGAAGAUGAAGAAUUGUUAUCGAAAGCCAUGGACGAGAUAAAUCAAGCGCUUAAACAAAUUAAAGUUGAAUAUGUUGGUGAUUUGGUAGUUCCUUUAACAUGGGCUAAUUCUGCACCUAUUAAUAGUAAUAGUACACAGGGAUGA
Entrophospora sp. SA101 is the source of this 492-nucleotide messenger RNA. The record is from the annotation of a GenBank genome assembly. NCBI's taxonomy places the organism in Eukaryota, Fungi, Glomeromycota, Glomeromycetes, Entrophosporales, Entrophosporaceae.